AACAGCAUAAAACCCCUCCGAUCAUGAGUCUAGAAAUCCCCGUGAAAGUGGAGAAUGAUCGGUGACAUCACUGGAGUUGACUCAACAAAAAGCAUCCUUUCUAAGAUAAGGUGGACCAGUAAUUAACAGUUAACCGACACUUCUUCCAUAACUACGCCCAUAAUGGCUUGAACAUCUCUCCCAAUGUCGCUUAUUACCGAUUCUUCGCGGAGGAACGCAAAUUCUGAUGCCUGGUUGGAUGACCUUGCUUCAGACACCAGUGGGUCAUCGGACGUGCAGCCGGUUGAAGCGGUGAAAAGAGUGAAAGCGGACUAUGCUUGGCAGUCAGCAACCUCCACGCGCAACGCGCAUAGUGGCGAUGAAGAGGAUGAAAUGGAGGACGAAGAACGCAUGGAUGAAGCGGGAGAUGAAGAUGACGCUGACGAUGAGGACUGGGUCGCCUCCGAUUACGAUAGGAAACGCAUACAACGAUCAGGCAUGCAGCGUCAUUCUCAUUCAUCGUUGAAGACGGCAGCUUCUGGCAAGUCUUGCCAUCAUCAGCAACGUGUUCGCCACAAACCGAGUCUUAGUUCACCCAGACCUUCGCAACAGACCCAAUUCAAUUGCGGCCCACCGCGUUCCGGUCGAAGUGGAUCGCAACAUAUCAGAUCUCAAAAUCGGGUCAAAUCCUCUGUCCGCGAUAAUAUGCAGACCUCUUCCGGCUCUCGGCGAGGCACUCGUCGGAACGCACCGAAUUCGCCGAAUAGAUGUCCGCUGCCAUGUGAGCUGGCCGAACCGCGUCAGUGUUUUGGGCCUGGGUGUACUCGAACCGCCGCUCGACCUGACACGAAAUAUUGUUCAGAAGAAUGCGGUAUACGACUUGCAUUUCGGCGACUGGAAGUGCUUCUUCCCGAACGGCUUCAGCGAAUGAAGUCAGGAGAUCCAGAAACCAAUGAAACAGAGAGCCAGAAACUACCCGAAGUGGAUUAUUUAGCCACACGGCUCGACAGAGCUCGUCUUGAGGAGAUACAAAUUGAGAAGAGCGCGGUUCACGAUAAGCUGGUUCAGUUGGAGAUGGACCAUCAGCACUUGACAAACCUGAUCGCAUGUGCUCGGGAACGCAAACCAGAUCUGCUUGCAGAAGCCACCAAUGAAGCAGACCAGGCAGAACAAAUGGAACCGGUAGUUUGCGUUACCUGUGCUAGUGAGGUUAGCAUGCGGCAUGCCCUACGGCAUAUGGAGAAGUGCUUUCAGAAGAUGGAAGGUAACACAGUCUUUUGUGCCAACCAGAAAGAACAAGUGGUUGGAACUCCACUGUUCUGUGACGCCUACGAUACCCAAGCAAAGGCUUACUGUAAGAGAUUACGCGUGGUGUGUGAACACUUCAAAGAGCCCAAACUACCACCCGACACGGUUUGCGGAUUUCCGUUGGUCCGAGACGUGUUCGUCGAGAGUGGGUCAUUCUGUUGUGUUCCCCGGAACAAAUGCACUCGGCAUUUAGGAUGGGAACGUCUUCGACGGGCAAGCAUAGAUAUUGAGCGUUACCGCUACUUCAUCAAGAUGGACGACCUGCUACAAGAGGAACAACGCAUUCGCCAAGCCAUAUCUCAACGUGGUGGUCUUCUCGGAGUUUUAUUGCAUCAAACAGUUGAUCAUAAUCCGUCAAAGCCGGUCCCUCUACCCCCCGAACUGCGGGCUCGGGGAACCAAAGAAUGAAAACGCCUCUCAAAUACUGUAAAUAUCUACAUAUCGUUCCUCUUCAAUAAACUCAACUAUCCAGA
Molecule: messenger RNA, 1760 nt
Organism: Opisthorchis viverrini
Lineage: Eukaryota; Metazoa; Platyhelminthes; Trematoda; Opisthorchiida; Opisthorchiidae
Exons: 8
Coding region: 184-1695 (503 amino acids)
Biological process (GO): positive regulation of DNA-templated transcription
Cellular component (GO): Set1C/COMPASS complex
Source: RefSeq, a predicted model, not a curated record